AUGUUGGUCAGAGUAAUUUUAAGUCUUCUCGCUCUGAAUGUGUUGGCCAGCUCAGAGCCGGAACCAGAGAAGACGGGCCUCAGCAAAAUGUUCGCUCCCAUUCUUUUCCCACCCACCGCCAACAUCCAUGAACAACAUGAUGGGCCAAUUUCUGCCGAGUAAGUGCUACAACUCCAUCUUAAAACCCCCAUUUUUAAAUUAGUGCUUUCGCCUUAAGUUGAGGGUAUUGUUUUAACUUUUGAGAAGUAAAAUUAUAUUUUUACUUUCAGAAAUCUGGAUUACUAUGAUGCUGUUGCCGCCGGCCUUGAUGGAGAACCCCGUGCUCCAAUUGUCCGGCCAGCCGCUGUUUUCCAGCCUCCAGCCCUCGUUGUCCCGGCUUUCCGCCCAAUUCAGGCCCCCGUUUUCGAAGACAUCCCACCAAUGAAAGUUUCGCAAAAAGACUUUGAGACCAAGAAGUUGGCCAACUUUGCCCUCUUCAACCAAGGAACAGAUGGCUUCCAAGUCAAAACACAAGAAGUCCCAGUGACCACUGGCAGCCCAAAAAUGGUCCAAGUCGCUGCUGGAACGGAAGGUAAAUCUUGGGAUAUCAAGAAAAUAUCAACUUGAUUCAUCAAGUACAUCCUGUGCUAGUGCAAAAUGUAUAACAUUACAAACUGAUAUUUCAGAAUCCGAAGUUGAGAUCAAAGAACUCGAAACGACGACUCCAGAGAUUGGCCUUCCUCCUAUCGCCGAGAAAUUCGUCGUUUCUUCAGAUUAG
Molecule: messenger RNA, 757 nt
Organism: Bursaphelenchus xylophilus (pine wood nematode)
Lineage: Eukaryota; Metazoa; Nematoda; Chromadorea; Rhabditida; Aphelenchoididae
Source: the annotation of a GenBank genome assembly